Messenger RNA from Elgaria multicarinata webbii, 2671 nucleotides. RefSeq names its product intraflagellar transport 70B (gene IFT70B). NCBI's taxonomy places the organism in Eukaryota, Metazoa, Chordata, Lepidosauria, Squamata, Anguidae. Gene Ontology annotation, cellular component: intraciliary transport particle B; axonemal microtubule. Gene Ontology annotation, biological process: intraciliary transport. The transcript has a single exon. The record is from RefSeq and is a predicted model, not a curated record. The coding region runs from base 30 to 2036 and encodes 668 amino acids. Gene Ontology annotation, molecular function: protein binding; intraciliary transport particle B binding.
UUCUGCGUGAAGCCGGAGGCCUGUCCAGGAUGGCCUCGGGGGUCGCUCCCAUAGCCGACGGGGAAUUCACCGCGGCAAUUUACGGGCUGAUUCGGGCCGGGCGGUUCGCGGAGGCGGUGGGGAUCUUAAGCAGCGAACUGCAGCGGAGUUGCCGCUCCCGCGCAGGCCUGUCUCUGCUCGGCUACUGCUACUACCAGCUGCAGGAUUUCGCGGCAGCGGCCGAGUGCUACGAGCAGCUGGGCGCGCUGCACCCGGAGCUCCACGAGUACCGGCUCUACCACGCGCAGGCGCUCUACAAGGCCGGGCUCUACGCCGAAGCCCUGCGCGCCACCGUCCCGCUGCUCGACGUCCCGACUUUCCAGAGCCGAGCUCUGCGCCUCCAGGCGGCCGCCCAGUAUGCCCAGGGCGACCUCUCCAGUGCCAAGGCCCUGGUGGAGCUGCAGCUGGCAGCGGCCACGGAAGGGAGCCCCGGGGCGGCUGAAGACCCCUCGGAGCUGCCGGAUGCGGAAGUGAACAUGGGCUGCCUGCUGUACCGCGAAGGGCAGCACGAGGAGGCUUGCAGCAAGUUUGCCUCGGCCAUGCAGGUGCUCGGCUACUGCCCGGAGCUGUCCUACAACAUGGCGCUGUGCUGCUAUGCCGCCAAGCAGUACGCCCCUGCCCUCAAGCACAUUGCAGAUAUCAUCGAGCGGGGCAUGCAGCAGCACCCGGAGCUGAGUGUGGGCACCAACACUGAGGGCCUGGAUGUCCGCAGCGUCGGCAACACUUUGCUCCUGCAUCGCACAGCCCUGGUGGAGGCCUUCAACCUCAAGGCUGCCAUUGAGUAUCAGCUGUGCAAUGUGCAGGCAUGUCAAGAGGCCCUCACAGACAUGCCACCCCGGGCUGAGGAGGAGCUGGAUCCAGUCACCUUGCACAACCAAGCUCUGAUGAACAUGGAUCGGCGGCCCACUGAAGGCUUUGAGAAAAUGCAGUUCCUCCUGCAGCAGAACCCCUGCCCACCAGAGACAUUUGGGAACCUGUUGCUUCUUUACUGCAAGUACCAGUACUAUGACUUGGCUGCAGAUGUGCUGGCUGAAAAUGCUCACCUCACCUAUAAGCUUCUGACACCAUAUCUGUACAACUUCUUAGAUGCCAUGAUCACUUGCCAAACUGCCCCUGAUGAGGCGUUCCAUAAGCUUGAUGAACUGGCAGGGGCCCUAACGGAGCAGCUGAGAAAGCUGACCAAGGAGGUGCAGGAAUCUAGGAAAAAUCGAGAUGAUGAGGCUCUAAGGAAGGCAGUUAAUGAGUAUGAUGAGACACUGGAGAAGUAUGUCCCUGUCUUUAUGGCUCAGGCAAAGAUUUAUUGGGACAUGGAGAACUAUCCCAUGUUGGAGAAGAUGUUUCACAAGUCAGUGGACUUCUGCAAGGAUCAUGAAGUGUGGAAACUUAACGUGGCUCAUGUACUGUUCAUGCAAGAGAACAAAUACAAAGAAGCCAUUGGUUUCUAUGAGCCUAUUGUAAAAAAGCACUAUGAUAAUAUCCUACAGGUCAGUGCCAUUGUGUUGGCUAACUUGUGUGUUUCCUACAUCAUGACUAGCCAAAAUGAAGAGGCAGAGGAGCUGAUGAGGAAAAUUGAAAAGGAAGAAGAGCAGCUCUCAUACCAUGAGCCUGAUAAAAAGAUCUACCACCUCUGCAUUGUCAAUCUAGUUAUUGGGACUCUCUACUGUGCCAAAGGGAACUUUGACUUUGGCAUCUCCAGGGUGAUUAAGAGUUUGGAGCCUUACAACAAAAAGCUUGGUACAGACACUUGGUAUUAUGCCAAACGAUGUUUCCUGUCAUUGUUGGAAAAUAUGUGUAAGCAUGUGAUUAUGGUGCGUGACAGUGUCAUUCAAGAAUGUAUCCAGUUUCUUGAGCACUGUGAAGUGUAUGGCCGAAAUAUCCCAGCUGUGAUUGAACAACCUCUUGAGGAAGAGAAGAUGCACAGUGGGAAGAACACUGUGACCUAUGAAGCCAGGCAGCUGAGGGCACUGAUGUAUGAAGUGAUUGGGUGGAACAAAUAAUUGCUCUGGCAUUCCCAUUCAAAAAGGAUCAGUGAGUUACUAUAUACAUGGGGUAGUAUCCAACAGGGCUGUCGUCCUGUCCUGUUGAUUCCAUUGCACAAGCAGGAUGCACUAUCUGCGAAAUGGAUAUUUAACCCUCUCUCUAGGAAACCCCAAAACUAGCAGAAACACUCAAUUCUGGAUCAGGGCAGGUUAGCAGAGCUCUGUUGACCUGCACCGUUCCAUAAAUGAACUUUUUCUGAUUGUUUUGUGUUCUUCCUAGAAGUACUAAAUCUCUGUUGUGGUGGGUCUCACUUGUGGAACGGAAUCUGUGUGGAGCACAGCAGAAGCAGCAGGGGUGCAGCAGCCCAUUGGCAUUGGACGUGGCCCCAUAUCUAUCUAUAAUCAUAUGCAUUGGUUUCCUGAGGGUUUUUUUGGUAGUCAGUUGUAGUAUUUUAAAUUAAAAUUUACUAUUUGUACCAAAUUACUCAAGGACCAAUAGCAUCCUCAGAGACUUUGCCUCAAUAUUUGACAAUCACAUUUGGUAGGAAAUAUUGAGCUAGCUUAGUAUAUAUCAUCAUUAUAGUUUAACUCUCUUGUACUGGUUAACAUUUAUUCAUUAUUAUUUUUCCUAUUAAGAAAUUACCUUCUUUAAA